UCUCAGGAUAGGGAAGAACAAAAUUACAAACGCAGCCUAGAAAGACAAGAUCUUCCUCUGAACUGUGGGAUUAGCACCACUGUAGAAACCGAAACUAUUAAAUUGCCAGAUAUAUCAAGAAGCUGCGUGUGAGCAAGAGCAUCUCAGAGCAGAAAGGGUCAAGACUGCUUGUCCUCCUACCCUCCUCUGUCUCUUUUGCACUCUUGCUUGUUGUAGAAACCUCAUCCCUGCAGCUCUGAAUGCAGAAGCCAGGUUGUUAGUUAAUUUACAAGAAGUAGGGGGAUUUGAGGUUCUGCUUCAUAGGAUGGGAGAGACCAGUAGUAGUGCAAGUCAUUCAAGGCAGGAUCCUUGUGUUAUUGGUUAUGGCUUCCAUGGCGCCAUGGGCAACUCCACGCCUCCUGCAAGCUUCUUGAACCAGGAAGGAGCUACCUAUUUUGGAGAGCUAGAAGAGGCUCUCAUGCAUCAGGUUGCCACACUAAGGAUGACUCAACAAGCAGCAACCACCUCCACAGCUCAUCAUGGAGACACCACGCCCUUUGCCACUACUGCUGCUGCUGCAACAGCUACAGCUUGGCCACCUCAUACACUGGACAUCUUCCCGUCUUGGCCUAUGAGAUAUCUUCACACACCCAAGGGUUCAAAUGUGACAGCAGAUAGCACAGACUCGGAGAGCAGCAGCAAGAACGACAGCGACCACAAGGCAUCUUCGGACCAGCUGGGAGCAACGGCAAACAUGGCAAGCCAGUUUGAUCAAUUUUCCCAGCAGCAGCAGCACAAGCACAAGAAUAUGGCAAAAAGUUCCACUCGAAGGACCGGCAAGACACUUGAUCCAAAGACAAUCAGAAGGCUUGCUCAGAACCGAGAAGCUGCACGCAAAAGCCGGCUGCGAAAGAAGGCUUACAUUCAGCAACUUGAGAGCAGCAAGCUGAAGCUUGCUCAGAUGGAACAGGACAUCCAGCGAGCCCGUUCCCAGGGCCUCUUGCUUGGAGGAGCACCAGGUGCAAACACCAGCUCAGGCGCCGCGAUGUUCGACAUGGAGUACGCCCGGUGGCUGGACGGCCAUGGCCAGCUCAUGGCCGAGCUGCAUGGAGCCCUGCACGCGCGCCUGCCGGACGGUGACCUCAGAGCCAUCGUCGAUGACACCCUGACCCACGACGACGAGCUGCUCCGUCUCAAGGCCAUGGCGGCCAAGUCUGAUGUCUUCCAUCUCAUCACCGGGGUGUGGGCGUCCCCAGCCGAGCGUUGCUUCCUCUGGAUGGGCGGAUUCAGACCCUCCGAUCUGCUCAAGACACUGCUGCCCCAGCUGGAUCCCUUGACUGAACAGCAACUGAUUGGCAUCUGCAACCUUCAACAGUCAUCACAACAGGCAGAGGAAGCUCUCUCCCAGGGCCUGGAGCAGCUGCAUCAGUCACUAGCUGACACCAUGGCCGGUGGAUGUCUGAUUGAGGACGCCAACAUGAGCUUCAUGGGUCAAAUGACCCUUGCCCUUGGCAAGCUGUCCAACCUUGAAGGUUUUGUAAUACAGGCUGAUAACUUGAGGCAGCAGACUCUUCAUCAGAUGCACAGGAUUCUGACAGUUCGGCAGGCAGCUCGAUGUUUCUUGGCCAUUGGCGAGUACCACAAUCGCCUUCGUGCCUUAAGCUCCCUUUGGGCUUCUCGUCCUCCAGAAAUACUGGUGGCAGAUGAAGACAAUUCUGGAGAGCUAAGCAUUGCGGCACAACCAUCCCGAAACCAAUUUUCAGCCUUCUGAUUCACACAUGUUGUGGAACUAACCUUCAGCAUAGGAGCAAGAGAGAGACGACUGGGAAGAUAA
Phragmites australis (common reed) is the source of this 1813-nucleotide messenger RNA. RefSeq names its product transcription factor TGAL4-like. Gene Ontology annotation, molecular function: DNA-binding transcription factor activity; sequence-specific DNA binding. The transcript is spliced from 13 exons. The record is from RefSeq and is a predicted model, not a curated record. The coding region runs from base 305 to 1750 and encodes 481 amino acids. Lineage: Eukaryota; Viridiplantae; Streptophyta; Magnoliopsida; Poales; Poaceae. Gene Ontology annotation, biological process: DNA-templated transcription; regulation of DNA-templated transcription.